CGACCUUGGCGCUCAGCUGUUUUUACGGGAAAAGAACUUGGUAUUGGAUCUAUUUAGAUUUAAAGAUUUUUUUUUUAAAUUGCUCUUACCGAUAAAAUGGUCUCAUGAUUAUUAAUAAGUAUUGGAGCAAAAUAUUAUAUAUAUGAAGGCCCUAUUAGUGCUAAUUUUAAUUGUAUGUAUUAAAUUUAUCAACAAUAACAAGGGUCUCGGUAGGGUGUAGGAAAGUGCCUGCUAGACUUCAAAAAAAAAAAAACAACAACAACAAACGUAUUAGUAUAGUAUAGUCAUACAGUGGACAAUAAUUUUAUAACUCAAAACUAAAACUGAUUUCUAUUUGACACUAUUUGCUAUUCAGUUUGUAGACUAAUUAUUUUUUUAUGUUUCAUCACCACACAUCUUAGGAGAACGAAAGGAAAUACAUACAAAAUUUUGGAACACCUUCACUUUCCUUUCAUUCUUCAUGUUUCAGGUCAGGUAUAUCAUAUUAAUAUUUAAUAUUAUUCCAUUUUCAUUUGGCUUGUUUUCUGGUGAUUUUGACAAGUCAAUGAUCAACAAAUAAUAUCCCUUUUUUUUACAAUCCAAUUUUUAUUACUUAAUUACUAAAGUAUUUAAUCUAGAUUUUUAUCAUACUUAUACAUUAUCAUUUGAUGACAUGAACUAUAAACCAGAGAAAAUAAUUUGUUACAGUUUACUGACCAGUAAAGAUUAAUCCAAGUAGGAGUCAGGGAUUAAAACAACAUCUCAAAUAGUAAGCCCUAGUCUUCCAAACAAAAGAAAACACACUUCAUGCAUUCCAACUGGAGGGGUUCGCAGGUAAGGUAAAAAUAUUUCUUAUGAGCAACAACUGAUCUCGGUAUAAAAUAUCUGCAGAAUGCUAAACCUAAAAAUGAAAUGUUUGAUUUUGGCAUAAAUAUGCUGCUUUUUUGCUCACAACUUUUGUGUGCUUAAUCAUAGUUGAUAGAUUUUAGGAAAAAUCAAUUGUGUUGAAAUUGAUCUGUUUAAGUCUUAUUUAAAAUUCCCUGGCUAAAAAGUCUAAAAAUUAAAAACAAUCUAUCAUAAAUUGUGUUUAUAUGCCAGAUUAUUUGAAAUUUUUGUUUUUCCUAAUUUUUAGCAAUUGAUUUUGUCCAUCACUUCAUACUUCUCUUUUAAGUCUGAUGACCUGACAUGUAGGAAAAGAAUUUAUCUAGCAAAACUAAAUUUUCUUGGAUUUUAUAUAAUGUUAUCUUUUAUAACAUGAUAUGGGGUCGGUAAAAUGAAUAAAAAUUUUAAACCAAUAAAACCUGAUAUUCAAAAAUAAAAAUUUACUUUGUUUUGACUUUUAACUUUAGAAAACAAUUUAUAUACAUCUCUUUUUUUUCAGGACUGGGUGAAUCAAGGCCUGCGUCUAACAACAGGAAGUAACGAUGCCUGUAAACUAUAUGACGCCGCAGUUACCCAGGUAUUACUUCGUCUAUACAAGAGAAAAAAAGACUAUUUAACCAAAGUUAUUAUCUAGUGAGCUAAUCUGAAUUUAUAAUAUUGGUUUUGAUCUAAUCAUAAUUUAGACUAUUGGUUUUCCCUGUGGAUUGACAACAUUUUCUGUGGCAUAAUGGGAAGGUGGGGAAAUAUUUUUCUAUUGAAAGAGAGAAAGAAUAUAGAACAUGCAAAGGAGCCUCACUAGAGAAGUGAGAGAAAUGGAAUUGAGUGGAAGAGACUGUAAAGGUGUGCUAAGGACAGAAGCAUUUUUUUUUUUUAGUGUUCAAAUGCCUAUGCAUACUGAGAACAAAUAAAGCAGGGGAGAAAGAUGUAUUGAAUUUUUUAAGAAAGACAACCAGGAAGUUGUGCCUUUAGCAGGGUUACAUUUCCUGAUGUCAAUAAAACAAUCCAAAAUAUACAUUUAAAAAAAAUUAAAAGCUUAAAUAAUAAUGCAAAUAAAUAAUGAAUGUAUAAGCCAAAAGCCUUCUUCAGCACAGAAAAAAAAUGCAAGUUUUAAAAAAAUUUGAAGUUUAAUAGAAAAAAAUCAACAACUUGAAUAACAGCUUAUAGAAAUUGGGAAUGCAAUUUAAAAGACUCUCAACCCCAUGUGCCAAAUAAUUUAAGAAUGCCAGUGAUUGCAUCAGACGAAGUGAAUCCCAUUAAAGAAUGCCAGUAACUGCAUCAGACGCAGUAAAUCCCUUUAAAGAAUGCCAGUUAUUGCGUCAGACAAAGUGAAUCCCAUUAAAGAAUGCCAGUGACUGCAUCAGACGUAGUGAAUCCCACUAAGAAUGCCAGUGACUGCAUCAGACGUAGUGAAUCCCAUUAAAGAAUGCCAGUGACUGCAUCAGACGUAGUGAAUUCCACUAAGAAUGCCAGUGACUGCAUCAGACGUAGUGAAUCCCAUUAAGAAUGCCAGUGACUGCAUCAGAUGUAGUGAAUUCCAUUUAAGAAUGCCAGUUAUUGCAUCAGACGUAGUGAAUCCCAUUAAGAAUGCCAGUGAAUGCAUCAGACGUAGUGAAUCCCAUUAAGAAUGCCAGUGACUGCAUCAGAUGUAGUGAAUUCCAUUUAAGAAUGCCAGUUAUUGCAUCAGACGUAGUGAAUCCCAUUAAGAAUGCCAGUGACUGCAUCAGACGUAGUGAAUCCCAUUAAGAAUGCCAGUGACUGCAUCAGAUGUAGUGAAUUCCAUUUAAGAAUGCCAGUUAUUGCAUCAGAUGUAGUGAAUCCCAUUAAGAAUGCCAGUGACUGCAUCAGACGUAGUGAAUCCCAUUAAGAAUGCCAGUGACUGCAUCAGACGUAGUGAAUCCCAUUAAGAAUGCCAGUGACUGCAUCAGAUGUAGUGAAUCCCAUUAAGAAUGCCAGUGACUGCAUCAGAUGUAGUGAAUUCCAUUUAAGAAUGCCAGUUAUUGCAUCAGACGUAGUGAAUCCCAUUAAGAAUGCCAGUGACUGCAUCAGACGUAGUGAAUCCCAUUAAGAAUGCCAGUGACUGCAUCAGAUGUAGUGAAUUCCAUUUAAGAAUGCCAGUUAUUGCAUCAGACGUAGUGAAUCCCAUUAAGAAUGCCAGUGACUGCAUCAGAUGUAGUGAAUUCCAUUUAAGAAUGCCAGUUAUUGCAUCAGAUGUAGUGAAUUCCAUUUAAGAAUGCCAGUGACUGCAUCAGAUGUAGUGAAUUCCAUUUAAGAAUGCCAGUUAUUGCAUCAGACGUAGUGAAUCCCAUUAAGAAUGCCAGUGACUGCAUCAGAUGUAGUGAAUUCCAUUUAAGAAUGCCAGUUAUUGCAUCAGAUGUAGUGAAUUCCAUUUAAGAAUGCCAGUUAUUGCAUCAGACACAGUGAAUCCCACUUAUUUCAUCAUUAAGGGGAUGGGAUAAAAAUUACAGCACAACCUUUCUUUUCUUUUUUUUGAAAUAAGACCUGUUAAUUUAUUUCUGUGCAGUAUGCAGGCUGGUAUGAUGAUGACAGCUUAGGUGGAAUGGAAGGAACGCUAAACAAGUUAAGGGAGGCAGAUCCAAAUUUCGGUAAUUAUUAAAGCUGUGUAAUAUUCAUGAAUCAGUAACUAUUACAUCUUAAAUCUUUGAAAUAUUUAUUAAACAAUAACUACAUCUUUAAGCCAUGUAUUAUUAUUGUAACAAUCUUAAACAUUGACAUACAUCUUAAAUCUUUGAAAUAUUUAUUAAACAAUAACUACAUCUUUAAGCCAUGCAUUAUUAUUGUAACAAUCUUAAACAUUGACAUGAACUAUCAAGAGAAAGUUGGGUUUUUUGAAAGACUGUAAAUUCUUUUUUUUCCCCUCUUGUUUACUUUAUUCAUUGUCUAAAAUACAUCUAUUUUUGGCAAAAAUGUUUAGUUAUGGGUCAAGUGGUCAGAAAUGGCCUCGAGUUACUUGGCACGGGUCGCAACACAAAACUAGACACAGCCCUCAGGGAUGAUGUCAACAAGAUGAUUGAACUCAGUCGGAGUAAUCCUGAGGUCACUCUAAGGGAACAAAGACAUGCGACGGCGUUAGGGUGCUGGGCAGCGGGGUGAGUGUUUAAGUUGAAGAAAUCAGCUGACAGUGAACUGGAAAACUAAUGUUUCUAUCGUAUCAGUCCAGUAUCAUAACAUAAAUUUCCAGUAUCGUAACAUGAAUGUCCAGUAUCAUAACAUGAAUGUCCGGUGUCAUAACAUGAAUGUCCAGUAGUUCUUGAUGAGUUAGGAACCUUUUAAAAUAAAAUAUAAUAACAUAUUCAUUGAUUUUAAUAUAUUUUUUGGUAAAAAAAAAAGUACCCAUUUUUUAAAAAAAUUGUUAACUAUAUUGAUACAUUUGUCAGAAAAAUUAUACUGAAUUAGCGUGUCAUUAGUCCUGCAUCUGAAUUAUUGCCGCUAAAAGACUUGAGACAUUUUUUUUUUCUGUCACUUUGUUUGAAAGAUCUGAUUUUGCCAAAUUUUGUUUAAAAUUCACAGUGAGAUUGAACAUGCUACAGCAGUCUGGGAAAACAUUCUGGUAGAGUACCCACAUGAUGUGCUGGCCCUCAAAUUUGCACACGACACCUACUUUUACCUGGGCAACUCAUAUCAAAUUAGGGACAGCAUUGCUAGAGUUUUACCACAUUGGAAGCCGACCACACCACUCUAUGGGUAAAGAGAGAUUCAUAGCAUUAAAAUGUUUAAUUACCAUAGUGACCUAGAUAUUUAAUUACCAUAGUGACCUAAAAUUACCAUAGUGACCUAGAUAUUUAAUUACCAUAGUGACCUAGAAUUACCAUAGUGACCUAGAUAUUUAAUUACCAUAGUGACCUAGAUAUUGAAUACCAUAGUGACCUAGAUAUGUAAUUACCAUAGUGACCUAGAUAUUUCCAUUGAAAGUCUCGUUGCACUUUAAUGGUUGGUUACUUAUUGUAAAUAGUUUCCAGCGGUCAUAUUUUUUAUAGAAAACUGCCUGUCUUGACCAGGUGUUUGUGGUCAGUGUCAGGAGUCCAGUGGGAAUUGUUAGAAAUACUAAGUUGCCACAAGCAAAGUCCAUCUGCCUGCCUUGACCAGGUGUUUGUGGUCAGUCCAGGAGUCUAGUUUGGAUGUUUAGAAAUACUAAACUGGCACAAGCAAAGUCCAUACUUGAUCAACAUGGACAAGAAUGAACAAAAAUUUCAAAAUAUAUACCUAUAUUUUCUAGGCCAAACUUUUUGAAGAAAUCUGUGUGGUCGGGAAGGGGAGGCAGUCCACGUAACGUUUAAAAUAUUAAAACUAUUCGCAUAAAUUACUAUAAAAAUAUUAUUUUUUAAUUUCUUUAGUUAUGUUUUAGGAAUGCAUUCUUUUGGCUUGGAAGAAACAAAUUUGUAUCCUGAAGCUGAAACUGUUGCAAGAAAGGUCGGCCAUUUUCUCUACUCCUCUAGCAGAUUUAAAAAAAACAGAUUAUGGAACCAGCUUGUUAUUUUUUAUAUCUUUAAAUUCCUUAAUUGGCCAGACUGACAUAUAGUUUUAAAAUUUCAUUCAUAAUUCCUAAAUUGAUGAGUAGGUGAAGAGUUCAUGAACUUAUUAAAAAUCUUUCUUGUUUGGUGGAGACAUUUACGUCUUGUAUCACCAGGCUUUGUCCAUCAACCCACGGGACGCAUGGGCCACCCACACACUAUGUCAUGUGAUGGAGAUGACAGGCAGACAGCAUGAGGGCAUCUACAUGUUGGAGAAAACUGACCAGUACUGGCAGGUAUGUGGACAGAGAAGGCAGAUAAUUCCUUAAUCUUGUAGAAGAUUCUUGUUGAUAAAUUAUUCAAAAUAAUAACAAUUUGUUUGUGUUCUUCUAAAGAUUGCUAAUUUUUUUUUUUUUUUUACAAUUUUGUCUCACCAACAUUAUUGUUAUGAAAUAAUACACUUAUUAUGAGUUAGCCUCAGUUUUUACAAAAAAUUAAGAAGAAUUGGGUGGUGUGAUGGUUUUUUUUGUGUUACAACUUUUUCACUGUCAAAAUCUGUGGUAGAUUAUAUCAAAAUAUCUAACUGAAGCCGGAUGAUUAAUUUUCUCAUUUCAGAGAUGUGGCAUGCUGGCUUGCCAUAACUUUUGGCACUGGGCUCUUUAUUACAUUGAAAUAGUAAGUGCCAUCCAGGUGUCAUUGUUCUACUGGUUUAGGUCGACUUGGAUGUUAUGGUUAGGCAGACUUGGAUGUGUCGCUAAGGAAGUUACAGAUGAUCGGUUUCUGAUAUUAUUUAAAUAAAACUUUAAAAAUAAAAAAGUAACACAUGCCAGGUUGCCAUUCUUCAUAAAGUACUUUCCAUUGAAGGGGCAACCUGGGGCAGUUGCCAGAGUUUGAGUGUUCAAGGGGCAACCUGGGGCAGUGGCCAGAGUUUGAAUGUUUGGGGCAACCUGGGGCAGUUGCCAGAGUUUGAAUGUUCGGGGCAACCUGGGGCAGUUGCCAGAGUUUGAAUGUUCGGGGCAACCUGGGGCAGUUGCCAGAGUUUGAAUGUUUGGGGCAACCUGGGGCAGUGGCCAGAGUUUGAAUGUUCAAGGGGCCAAAAAUUAAAUCUUUAAUCUCAUAUUUUAUUUCUACUUACCUGUGCAUCUAAAGAAAAAAUGAGCUUUUAUGAAGUAGACCUCAAGGUAAUUUGUAUGAGGCCUUAAGGUAAUUUGUAUGAGACCUCAGGGUAAUUUAUAUGCCAUUAUUCUGCAAACUGAGUAUAUUAAUAUUAUUAAAUAUUUACCUGAAAAAAUGUUUGAUUGCAGGGAGAUUAUGAUAUGGCAUUGUCCAUCUUUGACCAGGAAGUGUCGGUGAGGGCAAGUAAAUCUGGCGCCAUGUUGGACGUAGUUGAUGUGUGUUCACUGCUCUACAGACUUCAAAUGGAAGGUGAUGCUUUUAUAUAGUGCUUGAGCUGGGAGUGCGGCGGUGGGGUUGGUCUUGGCGUUAAUUUGGGUUGAAACGAAGUUUUGAUAAUGGCAGGAAAAGAUAUAGUGGACUUUGUGUUUUAGUGAUGCAUUUUAAAAUAUAACGGUGGAUGCCUGCUUUAACAGGAUGAUCGGGGUCCAUAAAAUUGAUUUGCGUUAAUUAAUUCUGGGGUCGUGUUGAUGAUUUGUGGGUUUGUACAAAUACAUUUUUGGGAUUUUCAAAAAGAAGUAAGAUAUUUUAUAUGGUUCAAACUAUUUUAUGAUUUCUGUAUCUCUUGUGAUUAGUGAGUUGUGUGGUGUUGACAAUGGGCUAGUUUUAGUGGCUAGUGAGCUGUGCAGUGCUUACUGUUGGGGUAUCUUAUUGCAGGGGUAUCUUAUUUCAGGGGUAUCUUAUUGCAGGAGUAUCUUAUUGCAGGGGUAUCUUACUGUUGGGUUAUCUUUACAAGAUGAUAUCUUUUCAAAAGGUGUUGAUGUCAGAGACAGAUGGGAUAGAGUGUUUUCUGUAUGCAAGUCCCACCUACACGACCACAUAAUGGCAUUUAAUGACCUACAUAUUCUCAUCUCAUGCCUCGGGGCUGCACAGGAAAAUGCAGUUGCUGAACUGAUGCAGUCCAUUGAAGAAUUUAUCAGGUAAGUUGAGAAAACCUCAGACACAAAAGAGUUACCUUAUCUCCUGAAGUUAACUUAGCUCCUGAAGUUACCUUAGCUCCUGAAGUUACCUUAGCUCCUGAAGUUACCUGAGCUCUAAUUAGCAGGUAAUUCCUGUAACUAUGUAUUAACCUGGCUAAUUUAUUCAACCAUUAUACCCAUCAUCUUAUAAGAAAUGUAGAUGUUUGGUUUAUUUCUGUUACCAAGACUAAGUCCUUAAAUUUUAAAAGUUAACAAGUGAGCUAAACCCAACUAUGUUGUCAAGGCAACUUACAGUUUUUAUUUAUUAACAGUGGGUCUACGACAUAUAAAUAUAUGUCAAAAUUUCAUUUUCAAAGUCACUAACAAUAGUGACAUUGUUACAACAGCCAUGCUAUUCACAUGCUAGUCAUGUUUCAUUCUAAUUUUUUUUUAAAUAUUUGGCAUUUAGAAUUAUUUGCCUUUGUGUAAAAUAAAUCUGUUACUAGUGCUCAAUUGAUGCAGUGACCAAAUAGAUAUUAGACAGUGUUAAUAUAAUUUGAUUUGACUUUCUUUUAAACUGUAUUAUUUUUAACCAUUUCACAUGUGUAGUGCUGGUUGAAAUGUUCAUUUCAUUUGUGUAAAUUGUGUGUGUUCAAAGGGAGGGCAGAGGAACGAAUGCUGAGGUGACCACUCAUGUGGGAGAGAAGUUGUUCAAAGCUUUCAUCGCUUACAAUGAUGGGGAUUAUGCUGCAGCUGUUGACCUCGUUCGACCAAUACGUUACAAAGUUGUCAGGAUUGGUGGCAGCCACGCACAGGUCAGCUGUCGCAAGCAUAUUCUUAUUGUAUCAAUCUUUUUUUUUAUGAUUAGUUUUUUGUCUGAAUUAAACUAACGCUGAUAUUGUAAAAUGUGUGUUUCAAACUAUUUUGUGUAUUCUUCACAGCGAGACUUGGUGAAUUUGUUUCUUAUACAAGCUGCCAUCAAGUCCACUAAGCCCGAACAUCAUAAAUUGGCCAGGUAGAUAGAUUUUGUUAAAAGACUAUAAGAAGUUAUUCUUGAGCUAAUAGAAUUAAAUCUCCUCCCCCCCCUCCCCACCCCCCAACAAAAAAACAACAGAAAAGAAAUGUAUUUAUAUUAUAGUUAAUUUUUGAAACCAUAUCACUAAAUGCAAUCUUUAUCAUCUUUGAACCAUGUUAUAAUUUUAAUUUAAAAUAAACCCCCCCCCCCCCUCCCCCCCCCCCAACAAAAAAACAACAGAAAAGAAAUGUAUUUAUAUUAUAGUUAAUUUUUGAAACCAUAUCACUAAAUGCAAUCUUUAUCAUCUUUGAACCAUGUUAUAAUUUUAAUUUAAAAUCUACCCUACAGCAUAUUACGUGGCCUUUUUAAUAUAAUACUGGAAAAAUGUGUAAAUAUUUUGUUGUUAUUUCUGCUGUAUAUGCGCCCCCUGGCUGCUGCGUCCUAGGGCAUGGUCUGUGUUGGCCUUAAGGGAAAUCUGGCCCUGGAUUUAUCUACUGUUAAAAAUUAACUUUUGACAUGAAUUCUAAAAGUACUUGACUCUUUUGUUGGCUCACUAGAAAUCUUAUAAGAAAAAAAAGAACAAUUCCAAGAAUGUAAAGAGUUCAACGGUCUUUUAUUCCUGCCUUUAAAACUGACAUUUUUUAAAUGUUGACAAUGUUCGUCCCACAUGAUAUUCAUUGCUGAAGUCAAAUAACCAGCAUAAUAAAAGUGGAGAAAACAUUGGCUCUGUCAUCUGUCAUCUUGCUUGGAAUAGAUGAGCUUAGCCAAUGUUUGUGUUUCUGGUACAUUGUGAUAGAACCAUAUCAUCUUAACAAACCCCUUUCUGAAAAGUAGUUUGAAUUGAAGAUAUCCCAUCUGAGUUGAUCACAUAGUGAAGAUAUCCCAUCUGAGUUGAUCACAUAGUGAAGAUAUCCCAUCUGAGUUGAUCACAUAGUGAAGAUAUCCCAUCUGAGUUGAUCACAUAGUGAAGAUAUCCCAUCUGAGUUGAUCACAUAGUGAAGAUAUCCCAUCUGAGUUGAUCACAUAGUGAAGAUAUCCCAUCUGAGUUGAUCACAUAUUGAAUAAAAAUUUAAACUAUGUUUAUUUUCCCAGGGCUUUGUUGAAUGAGAGGAAAUUGUGGAAGACAAACUCACCAAUGACUGACAGACUUUUGUCCAAAGUUAUGGAUCUUGAUGCUGACUAAUUGUAUGGUUAUGUACACUUUUCUAUGUUUUCUCUUUUUUUUUAACACUUGACCUAUGGAAUUUAAUAGUGAGAAAAUUUAUUUUAUUUUUUUGGUCAUUUUUGAGGUAAUUCAAAUUGGCCAUUAUUAUUCUUGCCUCAAGUGAAUUUAUUGUAAUGAUAUAAUUAUGUGUUCAUAAAUACAGCGAACAUUGUGCAAUUAAUUAAACUUAUUACCUUGAAUAUUCGACUAUGCCAAGAAUUAAUUAAUGAAGUCAGAAGAUGAAAACCUCGACAAAUGUUAUUUUUAUCAAUUUUGAAUUUUUAACCAUUAGUUGUCUGUGAUUGUAUAACUCGAUAAUAUUGAUGAGUCGUUGUGGGCUACCCAUCGUGUAGAGGCUACCCAUCGAGUGGGCAAAGGAAAGGCAGCCAUUUCCUCAUCAUGAAAAAUGGUUUUAUUUUAAAGUAAAUGUAUACUCAUAUUUAAAUUUGCAUUGCUAUAAAGUUAACAGUGGGAAACGUGCUAUGUGCAUAGAAUGUAUGUAUGAACACCACUUAAAUUAGUGUGGAAGGGGAAAUGUUUUACUUCUCUUGAACUUUUAAAAAGCUGUGACUGUAGAUCGCUUGAAUCUUUACAACUUGCUUUUGUUAUAAAUACAUCUUAAGAGGGUUUAUAUCUUCAGAUAAUUUGGUGGCUCUGCGCACUAUUUGUUCCAUAUACAUCUUGUAUCUGUUGGUGACUCUGCGCACUAUUUGUUCCAUAUACAUCAUGUAUCUGUUGGUGACUCUGCGCACUAUUUGUUCCAUAUACAUCUUGUAUCUGUUGGUGACUCUGCGCACUAUUUGUUCCAUAUACAUCUUGUAUCUGUUGGUGACUCUGCGCACUAUUUGUUCCAUAUCAGCUGCAUCUUGUAUCUGUUGGUGGACUCUGCGCACUAUUUGUUCCAUAUCAGCUACAUCUUGUAUCUGUUGGUGACUCUGCGCACCAUUUGUUGCUUAUACAUCUUGUAUCUGGUACGUUUAUGGGUGAGCUGCUUUGACUGGCGGGAAGACUGCAUCAGAACCUAGUCUAUGACAUUCCCACACUGAAGCAUUAUAUUUCUUGAAUGUCAUUUGAAUGACAUGAAUUGUUGUAUGUACAUAUCAACCAAUGGAUCUAUUUUCAAAAUAAUUUAGAAUUGUUCAUUAUUUAAAGGUGCGCUUUACUCUCACAGUGACAUGAAAUAUUGUAUAUACAUAUCAACAAAUGGAUCUAUUUUUUAAAGAAUUUAUAAUAGUUAAAUAUUUAAAGGUUUUUCUCUACUCUCAGAAUGACAAGAAGCAAUACUAUACACAAAUAUUUUAACAACUAUUUUUUUCCUUGUUGGCCUGAUCUCAAACUCAAAU
Lymnaea stagnalis (great pond snail) is the source of this 10964-nucleotide messenger RNA. NCBI's taxonomy places the organism in Eukaryota, Metazoa, Mollusca, Gastropoda, Lymnaeidae. The record is from the annotation of a GenBank genome assembly.